This is a messenger RNA of Cajanus cajan (pigeon pea), 1804 nucleotides long. Its product is annotated as F-box/kelch-repeat protein SKIP11. Lineage: Eukaryota; Viridiplantae; Streptophyta; Magnoliopsida; Fabales; Fabaceae. Gene Ontology annotation, cellular component: nucleus. Gene Ontology annotation, molecular function: protein binding. The record is from RefSeq and is a predicted model, not a curated record.
UUGGUGAGAAUCUUCUCUGUCAGACAGUUUCAUAGGAUGAAGAAAUAGAAUAGCUUCAUAUAUAGAUUUAGAGAGAGAAAGAGAGACCCAUCACUCAUAACAAGCUCCACAAACCGCAAAAUACCCACUUCGAAACCGGUCUCUUUUCUCCUUUGGUAAUCAGGCCUAUCAUUUCCAUUCAAAAUGGUGGAGAGUUCAUCGAUGCUAGUUUCAACAAAUGAGACAAACUCACGUGAGGAGGAGAACCAAAGGAGUUUGACGGAGCUCUCAAACAAUGAAUGUCUACAAGAAGGAGAUGAAAAGCAAGCUGUGUCUAGAAAGUCGCCAAAACUUUCAGAUAAUGUUGAGGUGGGGGAUACGCAGGUGCAUGAUAGGGUUUUUCUUAUCCCUUCCCAGGACCAAGGGAAUGACCAAAGUCAUUCAGCUGUAAUGUCUGAUAACUCAAGUUCGCUUAUUUCCGAACUUGGCCGGGAUAUCUCAAUCAGUUGUCUCCUUCGAUUGUCAAGAUCUGAUUAUGGAUUAAUUGCCUCAUUGAAUCACACUUUUCGAUCUCUCGUUCGAACUGGAGAACUGUAUCAGAUCAGGCAGAAAAUGGGUGUUGUAGAACAUUGGGUUUACUUCUCUUGUGAAAUCCUUGAAUGGGAGUGUUUUGAUCCGAAUCGCAGUCGUUGGAUUCACUUGCCUAGAAUGCCUUUUGAUCAAUGCUUCAUGUGUUCAGAUAAGGAGUCCUUGGCCGUUGGUACGGAACUUCUUGUUUUUGGAAGGGGGCUACUGUCUCAAGUUGUUUACACCUAUAACAUGUUGACAAACACAUGGUCUGAUGGUACAAAAAUGGAUAUUCCUAGAUUCCUGUUUGCAUCUGCUAGCACUGGAGGGAUUGCUAUAGUGGCUGGUGGUUGUGAUCCAUCCGGCAAGAUCUUAAGUGUAGCUGAACUUUAUAACUCAAACACCAAAACGUGGGAGACUCUUCCAAAUAUGAACAAAGCUAGGAAGAUGUGUUCCGCGGUAUUCAUGGAUGGGAAAUUUUAUGUGCUUGGUGGGAUUGGAAAAGACCAAACAAAGCACCUAACAAGUGGUGAGGAGUUUGAUUUAAAGACAAGAAAAUGGCGUGAAAUCCCCAACAUGUUCCCACCAAGAAGUAGCGAAGGUGGAGCGACUGAGAGAAAAGCCAUUAGUGAGGCACCUCCUUUGGUUGCAGUUGUGAAAAAUGUUUUGUAUGCUGCAGAUUAUGGACACUGGGAACUAAGGAGAUAUGUCAAAGAGAGUAACAGAUGGGUCACCCUUGGAAGGCUUCCUAGGGGACCAACCUCUACGAAUGGUUGGGGAUUGGCAUUUCGGGCAUGUGGAGAUCAACUAGUUAUUAUUGGUGGACCUAGUUCUUUGGAUGUAACGCAGAUCGAAAUUUAUUCUUGGAUCCCAGAUGAAUAUGCACCACAGUGGAACCUGCUUGCAAUUAAGGAAUCAAGGGGCUUUGUGUAUAAUUGCGCAGUGAUGGGAUGUUGAAGUGUUUGCUUUUGAUGAAUAAGGCUUUAUGGAUUUUUUCUGAAUGGAAUUAACAAUUCUUUACUUUUCAAGGAGAUAUGUAGCUCAUGGGGGAAAUUCUUUUGGGGGAAAUUUAAGGUCUUAUUUAAAAUCAUUGCUAAAAUUUAGAAGGUUUAUAGAUCAGUUGAUGCGUUUUUUUUUUUUUUUUUUUUCCUUUUGUAGUUGGUCUGAGUCUUUUUCUUUGGAAAGGUUGGCAUCAUGUAGGCACAUGUAUUUGACUUAUUUGAGUUUUUGGUACAUGUUGCACAUUUUCAUUAGUUCA